AUUACACUCAAUUACCGAGCGCCUGGUCGACACUGUAACAUCCUUGGCACACGACAGAAGCUGACCCGAAACACUGGCGCACACCUGGACGUAUUAGCUCAGGACUUUGACGAGGUCCACCGAGCUAGAGAGUGCGGUGCUGGCUUGCUGGGGCCGCAGGCUCGCUAGGGUUCGAGCCUUGGGCACGGCAUGGGGAACUGCUGCGCCCCCAGCGCGGGGAGAGGCGAUGGCCGUGGCGGAGCCUACGUGCAGAUGGGCAAUAAGGCUUCCGCACAGCAGCAGAACACGUGGAGCAAGACUGGCAUUGUGGGACUGCGCGACCAGGGCAUCAAGGAGCUGCCUGCGGUUCUGAGCGAGAUCGCUGACACGGUCAAGGUCAUUGAUGCCUCAAACAACCGCAUCACGGCCCUGCCCGCCUUCCUGCCCACGCUAGCCAACCUGCAACGCCUCACGCUCAGCGGCAACUUGCUCACGGUGCUACUGCCGCCGGGCGCCUGCGCGGGCCUCACGUCGCUAAAGCUGCUGGUUUUGGACGACAACCAGCUGGGCGACCUGCCCGAGGACAUCGGCAGCCUGCGGCGACUGGAGCGGCUGUCUGUCAGCGGCAACCGCCUGCGCACACUGCCCGACAGCAUCGGGCAGCUGGAGGCGCUGCAGUCGCUGGUGGUGUCGCGCAACUGUCUGGAGCAGCUGCCGGACUCGCUGGCGGGCUGCGGCAUGCUGGAGGAGCUGGACGCGCAGAGCAACGACCUGGCGGUGGUGCCUGCGGCCCUGGGCGGCCUGAAGCGGCUCAAGGCGCUGCAGCUGGACAACAACCGCGUGUUCGCCAUCCCCUCCGACCUGCUGUUCGGCUGCGGCGCGCUGCAGACACUCAGCCUGCACGGCUGCCCCAUCCGGCCCGACGAGCUGCAGGAAACGCCGGGCUUCAAGGAGUUUGACGAGCGACGCAAACAGAAGUACGACAAGGUGCUGGCGGGUGGGGCGCUGCUGGGGGCGCGGGGCCUGGAUGAGGGCGUGGACCGGGAUGUGUCGCCGCCGCAACAACGGUGACGCACAUAACGCCGGUGGCUCCAGUAGCGUAGACUGGGCCGAGAGUGGUGACAUAUGGAUUUGAUCUUCAGCGGACAGCUGUUGUAAGGGUGAGCGCUGUAUAUUAUUAUCAAAGCUUGCGGGCUUGAUGAAGAACUCGGGUGCGGGGUAGAGCUGAGUGGCAGUCGUGUUGGCGGUGUUAAUUUAUGAAGGAUGGACCCGGCGCAGGGAGCUUGGCGUGGGGGUACCGGGCAAGCGGCCGUCUUGUGGGGUCCUGCCGGAGGUAGCUGAGGUCGGACAGGGGUGCCACUGCCCACUGUUAUUGAAAAUGCUUUACCAAUGCGAAACCGAGAAAGCAAGCGAGCACGUUGUAGAGGCUGGCACAGCAAACAGAAAGCGUGAGCACACUGGUGCCGUGUGCAGGAACCCAGGGACCAGGCGAAUGGCU
Chlamydomonas reinhardtii is the source of this 1477-nucleotide messenger RNA. RefSeq lists its product as uncharacterized. NCBI's taxonomy places the organism in Eukaryota, Viridiplantae, Chlorophyta, Chlorophyceae, Chlamydomonadales, Chlamydomonadaceae. The transcript is spliced from 7 exons. Gene Ontology annotation, molecular function: protein binding. Bases 190 to 1050 code for a protein of 286 amino acids. The record is from RefSeq and is a predicted model, not a curated record.